Messenger RNA from Linum trigynum, 1074 nucleotides. Lineage: Eukaryota; Viridiplantae; Streptophyta; Magnoliopsida; Malpighiales; Linaceae. The record is from the annotation of a GenBank genome assembly.
UCCUGCGGCCACUUCGCUUCGAUGGACAUACAUUUUCUCCGACGAAUUCUCUCCGGCAGACUCCCUCCGGCAACCUGAAAAAAUGUACCAGUGCGUUAAAAAGUGUAUCAAUCCAUUAGUCUAUUGGUAAUUAAUAUACCAGUGCUAGUGGUACGCUACCAAUGCUAGUGGUACGGUACCAUUACCACUUGUAACGGUACCAUUAGCAGUACCAGUACCAUUAGGCAGUACCAGUACCACUGGUAGCGGUACCAUUGCCACUGGUAGCGUACCACUAGAGACUAGCACAAAAAAAUCAGAUCUGAAAUAUGAAAAAUCACAGAUCUAAAAAAAAAUAAAAAAUCAGGGAUGACGAAAGGGGGAGGCAGGGGAGAGGCGGUGACCUCGUGGCGACGAUGAUGGUGGGAGACAGAGGGCGGCGGGAGGGUUGCAACGACGGUGGUGGUGGGAGGAGGAGGCUGCGAUGGCUGCGGGGCGGUGGUGGGAGGAGGAGACCGCGAUGGCUGCAGGGCGAGGGACGUGACAGUGCUGGGAGGUGGAGGGCACGACGACGGGAGGGCUGUAGCAGUGAUGAGAGGCGAAGGGCGUGGCGGGUCGGCAGGACGGCUGCGACGACGGUGGUGGAAGCCGAUAGAGAGAGCGGGAAGAGAUGGGAGGAAGAAGAAAGAUGGCGUGAGAGAGAGAGGAAAGAGAGAAUGUAGGGUUUUAGGUAUUAAUAGGGGUAAUAAUCUAGUGUGGUCAAUUUUUUUCGUCCAAAAAUAAUCUUAAUCCAAUAUGUACCAUUGAUUUGAAAAAAAGAAGAAAGAGACAAGAGAGAGAAUGGAUCCUAUGGUUAUAAAAUGAGUUGUCAAUCUCACAACCCCCUAAUGAGGUUGUCACCAUAUCUCAUUCCUUAGUGGCAGUAAUCCAGUUUCCACCCAGGAAAAACAACACAAAAACACCUGAAAUCUUGUUCAUAUGUCCCGUAAAAAAAAAUAUUGUUCAUGUGAUGAACAGAUUCCCUCUGUUCUAGGGUUUGCUCGAAACUCACGAGCGAGAGAACGGCGUUGGUGUCGAUAAACCUUAACUUUAUUG